Molecule: messenger RNA, 1826 nt
Organism: Tuber melanosporum (Perigord truffle)
Lineage: Eukaryota; Fungi; Ascomycota; Pezizomycetes; Pezizales; Tuberaceae
Exons: 4
Coding region: 1-1659 (552 amino acids)
Biological process (GO): aspartyl-tRNA aminoacylation
Cellular component (GO): aminoacyl-tRNA synthetase multienzyme complex; cytosol; cytoplasm
Molecular function (GO): aspartate-tRNA ligase activity; RNA binding; ATP binding
Source: RefSeq, a predicted model, not a curated record
AUGUCUUCCACUGAGCCUCCCACUGACCAGAUCCUUGCUGAAGGUGAACCAAGUGUAAACGUUCCCAUAGGACCGGACGGUAAGCCACUCUCCAAGUCCGCCAUCAAGAAGCUCCAGAAGGAGAGGGAGAAAGCAGAGAAAGCCGCCAAACGCGCCGCCCUGGAAGCAGAGCAGAAGGCCGCCCGCGAAGCCGCAAACCUCGACCACGCAACUGGGAACUAUGGAACCAAGAAGAUGAUCCAAUCCACCGAGCGCUCAGGCACCAAGCGUAUCCAACUCUCCAAAUUGACUGCGGAGGAUGAUGGGACAGAAGUUGUCUUCCGUGCUAGACUCCAGAAUGCUAGAGCGCAGGGGGCAAAGAUGUGUUUUGUUGUUCUCCGUCAACAGAGUGACUCGAUCCAAGCCGUUCUCACCGUCAAUACCGAAGGCACCGUAUCGAAGCAGAUGGUCAAGUGGGCCUCUGGUGUCAAUCUUGAGAGUGUUGUUCUGGUUCAUGGAAAAAUCGCAAAGACUCCUGAGCCCGUCACUUCUGCCAGUCUGUCCGACGUGGAGGUGCAAAUCACAAAGUUUUUCGUCCUCGCCGAGGCAGAGCCCAUGCUACCCAUCCAGUUCGACGAUGCUAGCAGAAGCCUCAAGGAGGUUGAAGCGGGCGCUGCCACUGUUUCACUCGCUACCAGGUUGGACAACAGGGUCAUCGAUCUGAGAAUUCUAAGCAAUCAAGCCAUCUUCAACAUCUCUUCGGCUGUCUGCACCCUCUUCAAGGAAUACCUACUCAAGCACAACUUUGUCGAGGUUCACACGCCCAAAUUAAUCGCGGCUGCUAGUGAGGGCGGCUCCAACGUGUUCAAAGUUCACUACUUCAAUAGGGAUGCCUAUCUUGCCCAGAGCCCGCAGCUAUACAAGCAGAUGCUUAUCGCCGCCGACUUUGAGCGUGUGUUUGAGAUAGCUCCCGUCUUCCGAGCUGAAAAUUCCCAGACACAUAGACACAUGACUGAGUUUACCGGAUUGGAUCUAGAAAUGGCGUUUGAGGAGCAUUACCAUGAGGUGGUCGAGGUGCUCGAAGGACUAUUCGUCUACAUCUUUGCAGGCUUGCAGGAACGCUUUGCGAAGGAGAUAGCUAUCGUCCGAGCUCAAUACCCUGUCGAGGAGUUCAAGGUUCCAAAGGACGGGAAAGUUCUGCGCCUGACCUUCAAGCAAGGGAUAGCAAUGCUCCGCGAGGCGGGGCAUGAAGUUCCAGACCUAGAAGAUCUUAGCACGGAAAUGGAACGCACUCUCGGUAGACUGGUCGCAGAGAAGUAUGGCGAAGACUUUUACAUCCUGGACAAAUUCCCUCUAGCUGUUAGACCAUUCUAUACCAUGCCUGAUCCGGAAGACCCUCAAUACUCCAACUCCUACGACUUUUUCAUGCGAGGCGAAGAGAUCCUCUCUGGCGCGCAGAGGGUACACAACAGCCAGUUUCUUGCUGAGCGCAUGUCCUCCCUCGGCAUCGAUCCUGAGGCUCCUGGUCUGGAGGACUACGUCGGUGCGUUCAAGUACGGAGCCCCUCCUCAUGCGGGUGGUGGGAUCGGGCUCGAGAGGGUUGUCUUCUUGUGGUUGGGCCUUGGGAAUAUCAGACGCGCGAGUGCAUUCCCUAGAGACCCGGUGCGUUUGAGACCUUAAGUUGGGAUAUCAUCGCCACUAUCGCCUUUUUUUCUUCUUCAUUUGAUCUUGUCACAGAGCAUGACUCAACUUUCAGUUAGGUAGUGAUAAAAAAGAUGUUACUAUAAGUUAGAUUUCGAUAAAACACUACUAGAUUGUGUUGACAAUGGGACUUUUGUCUAAAAUUU